CCUGCAGCAGCUGGUACCACCACUGUCCCUGCAGCAGCUUUCACCACCACCGCCCCUGCAGCAGCUGGUACCACUACCAGUCCUGCAGCAGCUGUCACCACCACCCGUCCUGCAGCAGCUGUCACCACUACCGCCCCUGCAGCAGCUGGUAGCACCACCACCACUGCAGCAGCUGGUACAACCACCGCCCUUGCAGCAGCUGGUACCACCACCUCCCCUGCAGCAGCUGGUACCACCACCGCCCCUGCAGCAGCUGGUACCACCACCGCCCCUGCAGCAGCUUUCACCACCACCGCCCCUGCAGCAGCUGGUACCACUACCAGUCCUGCAGCAGCUGUCACCACCACCCGUCUUGCAGCAGCUGGUACCACCACCGCCCCUGCAGCAGCUGGUACCACCACCGCCCCUGCAGCAGCUGGUACCACCACCGCCCCUGCAGCAGCUUUCACCACCACCGCCCCUGCAGCAGCUGGUACCACUACCAGUCCUGCAGCAGCUGUCACCACCACCCGUCCUGCAGCAGCUGUUACCACUACCUCCCCUGCAGCAGCUGGUACCACCACCGCCCUUGCAGCAGCUGGUACCACCAACGCCCCUGCUGCAGCUGGUACCACCACGGCUCCAGCAGCAGCUGGUACCAACACCUUCCCUGCAGCAGCUGGUACCACCACGGCCCCAGCAGCAGCUGGCACCACCACCCGUCCUGCAGCAGCUGUCACCACUACCUUUCCUUCAGCAGCUGUCACCACUACCGCCCCUGCAGUAGCUGCUACCAACACCUCCCUUGCAGCAGCUGGUACCACCACCGCCCCUGCAGCAGCUUUCACCACCACCGCCCCUGCAGCAGCUGGUACCACUACCAGUCCUGCAGCAGCUGUCACCACCACCCGUCCUGCAGCAGCUGUCACCGCUACCUCCCCUGCAGCAGCUGGUACCACC
This is a messenger RNA of Oncorhynchus keta (chum salmon), 939 nucleotides long. Its product is annotated as integumentary mucin C.1-like. The transcript has a single exon. The record is from RefSeq and is a predicted model, not a curated record. The annotation marks the transcript as partial. NCBI's taxonomy places the organism in Eukaryota, Metazoa, Chordata, Actinopteri, Salmoniformes, Salmonidae.